Lactuca saligna is the source of this 417-nucleotide messenger RNA. The record is from the annotation of a GenBank genome assembly. NCBI's taxonomy places the organism in Eukaryota, Viridiplantae, Streptophyta, Magnoliopsida, Asterales, Asteraceae.
AUGACGAAGGGUCAACUCAAGAAGUUGAAUGUGAAGCUGGACUCGAUCCUAGAGCAUUCUAACACAUUCUUUUCAACAAAGUGGGAGAAUCUGUUCACCACUCACAGGGCCACUAUUGAGAUACUCGCCUCCAUAAAUGCGAAAUUCAUUGAAGAAUCCUCCAAGGUCAUCCAUAAUUCUAAAAAGAGGAUUUCUGAAGUGACUAGAAACGUCGAAAAACUACAUCAAGAGGAUAAUGAAGCUUCUAGAUUAGGAAAAGAUAAAGGUAAAGGUAUUUCAGAAGAAGAAAUUGAUGAAAAUGCAAACAUGGCUGAGUCAGAACAAGCAGAAAGAGAGAAAAAAGACAAAGACCUUGACGAACUCAAUGCUCUUCAGAAGAAAUUAGAGGCAGAAGAAUUUGAAGCAAAGAAUGCAUAA